AUGCACCUCUAUUUCCAAUACUUGCUUAUUUUUUUUACGUAUAUCAAUUACCAUGUCCAAAAGUCUAUGGCGUUUACUUCCUGUGAGAUCUCAGCCCUAACCGUGAAUUAUGUCAAUCAGUGUCCAGAAGACUCCAAAUCCUGGCAGUUGGCAGCAAGAAAAAUGAACUGUGAAGGAAUUGAAGAGGGCUGUCAACAAGGAAUAAGAGCAGACAACCAUCAGUUCGUAUUUCAAUACCAUUGUGUAAUAAAUGUUUGGGGAAAUGCUACACUAGAAGUUUGCGCAUUCAACCGCACAAUUCUAGGUUAUUGUGCCGAGUUUAACAUCGUGGGAUCAGUGAUACAGGAUAACUACUACGCAGAUUGUACGAAGCAUGAUCCGCCAUGUCCAUCAGUAUACAACUCGGCGGAGGCAUAUAAAUAUAUAAGCUGUUAUGAAUUGGUUCAGCAAAAUCGAAGGAAAACGAAUACAAUUUCGUCAGCAAAAAGAACAUGUGGGAAUCUUCCAACAACUUUCAUCUCCAUCCUUUUUCGAUUCAUCUUUGGAAAAGUAUUUCAUAUAUGAACCUGUAAUGAAUGCCAGGAUUUUGAAAUCCAUCUCUGUUGUCUGCGUAAAAAAUUGCCUUAUUUUAAGCAUGCAUGUUGCCAUAUCUGUAUGCAUUCAAUAUUUAUAUAAUAAGUGUUUUCUUAACCAGACGUCUAACAAAUGUUUCU
Messenger RNA from Magallana angulata, 713 nucleotides. RefSeq lists its product as uncharacterized. Bases 1 to 564 code for a protein of 187 amino acids. The record is from RefSeq and is a predicted model, not a curated record. The transcript has 5 exons. Lineage: Eukaryota; Metazoa; Mollusca; Bivalvia; Ostreida; Ostreidae.